Messenger RNA from Echinostoma caproni, 213 nucleotides. The record is from the annotation of a GenBank genome assembly. Lineage: Eukaryota; Metazoa; Platyhelminthes; Trematoda; Plagiorchiida; Echinostomatidae.
AUGCAGCGAUGGGCUGGCGACGGUCACUGUUUGAUUUUGGGUGAUUUCAAUGCGCUCCUAANGAGCGGACCAAUUCUCCAGGGACCUCCUCGAAGUAGCGAACCAGUUGACCCUGCAUCAGCAUUCCCGCGAGCCCAUCAGGAUCAAAGACUCAGCCAAGUCGGGUCUGGAUCUGGUGUUAUCCCCUCGAGCAUCGGGCGUCGACGGCAUUGA